Messenger RNA from Tupaia belangeri chinensis (Chinese tree shrew), 2058 nucleotides. It is a transcript of the gene ARIH2, whose product is annotated as ariadne RBR E3 ubiquitin protein ligase 2. Lineage: Eukaryota; Metazoa; Chordata; Mammalia; Scandentia; Tupaiidae. The transcript has 16 exons. The coding region runs from base 161 to 1642 and encodes 493 amino acids. The record is from RefSeq and is a predicted model, not a curated record. Gene Ontology annotation, molecular function: ubiquitin-protein transferase activity; zinc ion binding. Gene Ontology annotation, biological process: protein ubiquitination.
AUGGAAAUCAUAUGAUGUGGAAUAUUUGAGUGACAUCUACCUGAAAGAUCUUGAAGAAUUACAGAAGACAAAAACACUAAUGCAUUUGAGAAAGCGGUAAAGUUUGGGGGCGGGGGAAAAGCAACUGCUUUCCUGAUCUGCACCUUGGCUGGGUGCUAAGAUGUCUGUGGACAUGAAUAGCCAGGGGUCUGACAGCAAUGAAGAGGACUACGACCCAAAUUGUGAGGAGGAAGAGGAGGAAGAGGACGAGGACCCUGGGGACAUAGAGGACUAUUAUGUUGGAGUAGCCAGCGAUGUGGAGCAGCAGGGGGCCGAUGCCUUUGACCCUGAAGAGUACCAGUUCACCUGCUUGACCUACAAGGAGUCCGAGGGUGCCCUCAAUGAGCACAUGACCAGCUUAGCGUCUGUCCUAAAGGUGUCUCAUUCAGUUGCUAAACUUAUAUUAGUUAAUUUCCACUGGCAAGUCUCAGAGAUAUUGGACAGAUACAAGUCCAAUUCUGCUCAGCUGCUUGUUGAGGCUCGAGUUCAGCCUAACCCAUCCAAACAUGUCCCCACAGCCCAUCCCCCUCACCACUGUGCAGUGUGUAUGCAGUUUGUGCGGAAGGAAAACCUCCUCUCUCUGGCCUGUCAGCACCAGUUCUGCCGCAGCUGCUGGGAGCAGCACUGCUCCGUACUCGUGAAGGACGGCGUGGGCGUGGGAGUCUCUUGCAUGGCUCAGGACUGUCUACUCCGUACGCCGGAGGACUUUGUGUUUCCGUUGCUUCCCAACGAAGAAUUGAGAGAGAAAUACAGGCGCUACCUCUUCAGGGACUAUGUGGAGAGCCAUUACCAGCUCCAGCUGUGCCCUGGUGCAGACUGCCCCAUGGUCAUCCGGGUACAGGAGCCUAGAGCUCGCCGAGUGCAGUGCAAUCGGUGCAACGAGGUCUUCUGUUUCAAGUGUCGUCAGAUGUAUCACGCGCCCACAGACUGCGCCACUAUCCGGAAAUGGCUCACGAAGUGUGCGGACGACUCUGAAACGGCCAACUACAUUAGUGCGCACACUAAAGACUGUCCCAAGUGCAACAUCUGCAUCGAGAAGAACGGAGGCUGCAAUCACAUGCAAUGCUCCAAGUGCAAACACGACUUCUGCUGGAUGUGCCUCGGGGACUGGAAGACCCACGGCAGUGAGUACUACGAGUGCAGCCGCUACAAGGAGAACCCCGACAUCGUCAACCAGAGCCAGCAGGCCCAGGCCAGGGAGGCCCUCAAGAAGUACCUGUUCUACUUUGAGAGGUGGGAAAAUCACAACAAGAGCUUGCAGCUCGAGGCCCAGACGUACCAGCGGAUUCACGAGAAGAUUCAGGAGAGGGUCAUGAACAACCUGGGCACGUGGAUCGACUGGCAGUACCUGCAGAACGCCGCCAAGCUCUUGGCCAAGUGCCGCUACACCUUGCAGUACACUUACCCCUACGCAUACUACAUGGAGUCGGGGCCCCGGAAGAAGCUGUUCGAGUACCAGCAGGCCCAGCUGGAGGCUGAGAUCGAGAACCUCUCAUGGAAGGUGGAGCGGGCGGACAGCUACGACAGAGGGGACUUGGAGAACCAGAUGCACAUAGCCGAGCAGCGGAGGAGGACCCUGCUGAAGGACUUCCACGACACCUAAGCUGGGGCCUGGGCUGCUGGGGCCUGGGCUGCUGGGGCGGAGGCCGUGGCUGGGAGGGCUCCGGCUGCCGUGCUGCAUGCUGCAGGCUCUGCCUUUCACGACCCCGGGCGACAGCCAGGCCCCGCUCCUCAGAGACACUGGCAACAACCUCUUAGUCGAUUUCUGUUUUCUUCUCAUCUUUUCGCUUUUUGUUUCUACCAGGGUAGAGGCUGUGUUGAAUUGGCCUCUUUUCAGGACUUUUAAUUCCCCCCUGGAUGAUUGUUGGGAGGGAGGGCGAGUUUUUUCUGAAUGGCUAUUAAUAGUAUUAGAUCAUUACAACUUACAUAAUUUUCAAAGGUUGUACGAUUAUACACAAAAAGGCGAAGAAACCAUAGGGUGACACGGCCCUUUAAAUAAACCGGCGUUGGAGUGUCUCA